UGAGAACGAAUGAAUGAAUGAUAAAAAUAUGUCAGAUUUACAAUGACGUUUCUUUUGUCACAAACACAGACAGAUGACAUUUGAAACAAGUUGACAUUUUUGUUGUUGAUUUGUUUGUUGAAAAAAUAUCUUGAACCAUCUGUGCUGAAAUUGAAGAUUUUUAAAUUCUAACAAGUGAAGUCAUGUCGCGCGAGUCAGAAGACGAAACCGAUUUAUUUAUGGAAAAUGCCGCAGAAGUCAUCGAAGGACUUACGAAAGAAUUGCAAGAAUUGUACCAAUUCAGGGACAUGUUUUUCGAAAAUCAUCCCAUUGAAAUGGCAACCGAAAAGAAUAAGUUAGUCGAGGAGAAAAAAAAUGUUUUGGUCGAAAAGUUUGAGAGUAUUGAUGUGGAUACACAAAUACCAUUUUCUCUGCGAGCUCAGUUCCUUUACAUGAAAGGCCGCUGCUACAAUAUAAGUCCAACGUAUGAUUCCCGCUCAACGCAGUGUCUCAGCAAAGCAGUGAAACUAAAUCCGCACUUGGUUGACGCCUGGAAUGAACUUGGAGAAUGUUACUGGAAGAAUAUGAACGUAAAAGAUGCUAAAGCCAGCUUCGAGGGUGCUUUAAAACAUGAACGCAACCGCCUCGCCUUACGCUGCCUGUCAAUAAUACUUCGUCAAGAAAGUGGUGAAAGGAAGCUAAAAGAAGCCACAGCAGCUAUACUCAAGAGUGUAGAAUUGGCUAAAGAGGCAGUAGCUCAAGACAUAAAAGAUGGCGUUUCAUGGUCUGUGCUCGGAAAUGCAUACUUGUGCCAAUUCUUCAUGGUUUCCCAGGAUCCGGCUGUUCUUAAGUCCUGUAUGAGUGCGUACAAACAGGCUUGGAUGGAUCCUAUCGCUAAAGGGCAGCCAGAUCUUUAUUAUAAUAAAGGAAUUGCGUUGAAGUACGAAGAGCAAUAUGCUGAAGCGUUAGAGAACUUCGAAUACGCGUGCCGCCUGGACCCGCCAUGGGGCCCGCCGAAGCAAGAGUUAGCUCGCCUCUCGCAGUACCUCACCAGUGCUGAUGAGUUGGUGCGAACUAGAGGAAAGCUGAAGGGGAAGAAAAUACAGCAGAUGGUGCAGUCCAUAGACAAGAAGAUGCUGGGUCCAUACACUCCUGGCACGUUCCACACAUUCGGAGCACGGAAAUCGGUGACGCUAGACGUGACGCCGAUCGACUCACUGCAGGAGGGAGCCAACGAGGGCAAAGUACUGUUGGCCAGGGUCAUCGGCUCCAUACACAGCGAGAGCGCCGUGCCCUUGAUCGACUCGCUGCAGGAGGGAGCCAACGAGGGCAAAGUACUGUUGGCCAGGGUCAUCGGCUCCAUACACAGCGAGAGCGCCGUGCCCUUGUGA
This is a messenger RNA of Ostrinia nubilalis (European corn borer), 1370 nucleotides long. RefSeq names its product tetratricopeptide repeat protein 5-like. The record is from RefSeq and is a predicted model, not a curated record. The coding region runs from base 183 to 1370 and encodes 395 amino acids. The transcript has 7 exons. Lineage: Eukaryota; Metazoa; Arthropoda; Insecta; Lepidoptera; Crambidae. Gene Ontology annotation, molecular function: protein binding.